This is a messenger RNA of Molossus molossus (Pallas's mastiff bat), 1404 nucleotides long. RefSeq names its product mas-related G-protein coupled receptor member X2-like. Gene Ontology annotation, molecular function: G protein-coupled receptor activity. Gene Ontology annotation, cellular component: membrane. Gene Ontology annotation, biological process: G protein-coupled receptor signaling pathway. NCBI's taxonomy places the organism in Eukaryota, Metazoa, Chordata, Mammalia, Chiroptera, Molossidae. The record is from RefSeq and is a predicted model, not a curated record.
AUGUGCUCUGGAUCUCAGACCCAGUUCAGUUGUCCAGGAAUACUGGCAGCUCUCAGCAGCUGGCAGGGUGUGGCAUCAACAGGGCCAGCAGCUCUCAGGGGCUGUGGCAGCUGGGCCAGCAGUUUGCAGCAGGGUCAGCAGCUCCCAUUGGGCCCAGUGACUGCUGUAGCAUGUCUCCGUAUUCUUGGUGACCAUGGUGGCGGCAGCGAGUCCAGCAGCAGCAGCAGUGGGGCCGGUGGAUCUCUACUGAGGCGAAGCCUGCAGUGCCAACACCUCGUGGCUGCAACAGGGCCCACAGAGGCUGUGGCCCUCUGCUGCUGGUGGGACACAUGGGGGCGGCAGCCCUCGGCCGAUGGCAGGACUGCAGGCUCGCAGCUAUGGCUGCAGAGGCAGAGGGGCCUGGCUGGAGAGUGUCUGAGCACAGAUACAAAUGUCACAGCCUGGGGGACCAGACUCACACCAAUGAAUGGAAGUGACCAGUCCCUUCACAAACGUGAUACAGAGAUCCUAAUCCUGGAAUUACUGAUACUCAUCAUUGCCCUGGCUGGGCUGGCAGGAAACAUGGUGGUGCUCUGGCUCCUGGGCUUCCACAUGCAGAUGAAAGCCUUCUCCAUCCACAUCCUCAAACCAGCAGGAGCUGACUUCCUCUUACUCGGCUGUGAGAUUAUGCAUUCCCUGUGUACACUCCUCCACUUCUAUUCCAACACCAUUAACAUCUGCAACAUUGUCUUCACUGUGUCAGUCUUUGCCUACAUCUCAGGCCUGAGCCUUCUCAGCGCCAUUAGCACAGAGCGCUGCCUGUCAGUCCUGAGGCCCAUCUGGUACCGCUGCCGCCGCCCCAGACACACAUUAGCCAUCAUGUGUGCCCAGCUCUAGGCCAUGUCCCUGCUGCUGAGCAUCCUGGAUAAAAGUGUCUCUAUCUUCAUGAUGAAUUUUCACACCCUCAUGAUUUGGGUAUCUGAUUACAUCACUAUCACAUGGCUGAUUUUGUUAUUUGUGCUUGCCUCUGGGUCCAGCCUGACCCUGAUGACCAGACUGCUGUGUGGCUCCCAGUGAGUGCAAGUUACCAGGCUGUAUGUGACCCUCCUGCUCACAGUGCUGGUUUUCCUCUUCUGUGGCCUGCCCUUCGGCAUCUGCUGGUCCCUCUUAAUCUGGUUACAAAAAAGUUACAAUGCCAUCUUUCAUCUUUACCUGAUUGCAGUUCCCCUGUCCUGUGUCAACAGCUAUGCCAACCCCGUCAUUUACUACUUUGUUGGUUCCUUUAGGCAGCGAUGGUGGAAGGGGAGACAGACCCUGAGGCUAGUUCUGCAGAGGGCUCUGCAGGACACUCCUGAGGUGGAGGAACAUGGAGAAAGCCUUCUUCAGGGAACCCUGGAGACGUCAGGAAGCAGAGUGGGACAGUGA